Messenger RNA from Syngnathoides biaculeatus (alligator pipefish), 5870 nucleotides. It is a transcript of the gene pdcd11, whose product is annotated as programmed cell death 11. Lineage: Eukaryota; Metazoa; Chordata; Actinopteri; Syngnathiformes; Syngnathidae. The record is from RefSeq and is a predicted model, not a curated record. Gene Ontology annotation, biological process: rRNA processing. Gene Ontology annotation, cellular component: nucleus; nucleolus; small-subunit processome. Gene Ontology annotation, molecular function: protein binding; RNA binding.
GUUGUUCUUCCUGGUUACUAUCAUGGCGUGCUGAAUAACAUGUGAGAUUUUGAAUAUCCGAACCCUGCUAUACUUAAAGGAAUCUUCGUUUGACCACACGUAAACUCCUACAACUGAAAACAACAAAUAAGGCAUGGCAUCAGCAGAGGAAGACUUCCCUCGAGGUGGGACAGUUAAGAAGACUUGUGAAAGUAAAAUAACGGCACGGAUUGAGGUGGACAACCUUUUCCAGUCUAAUGAAAAAGAAGCUUCUAAGAAAAGGAAAGGGGGUUCCAAAGAUGACAGCAAGAAAGUCAAGAAACAGAAGACUACUGAAAAGAAUGGAGAUCGUCAGACUCUCAAUGGAGCUCCAAAAUGUGUAGAAAUACUACAUUUAAAGAAUAUAAAGGAAGGCAUGUUGAUCCUGGGCUGUGUGAAAGAUGUGUCAGACUUUGAGGUGACUGUUGGUCUCCCUUGUGGUCUGCAAGGCUUUCUCAGCAUCAGGCACAUUUGUGACUCGUACACUAAGCUCCUCACUGAACAACUGGAUUCAACUGAUGAUGAGGGCAUUUGUGCUAUGCCGCACCUCUUCUAUUCUGGCAUGAUGUUGAGAUGUGUGGUUGCAGAGCUUGACACUGCCAAAGUAGGCUCUACCAGGAUCCAGCUCUCAGUCAAUCCAAAGCUGGUCAACAAGGCUCUCACAUCAAAUGCUUUAAAAGCUGGGAUGGUUUUGAGUGGGUGUAUUGAGAGCCUUGAGGAUCAUGGCUGCAUAGUUGACAUUGGUGUCAAGGGAACCAAAGCCUUCCUCCCCAAGAAAGCUGGCAAAGACCAACAGAACAGUAACAAUGAGCUGAAAGUGGGCCAGUAUCUGACUUGUCAAAUAAAAGAAGUGAAGAGCAAUGGACGUUUAUUGCGUCUCUCAGUCAACCCCUCAGCUGGUGGCCAAGCAUGUGCUGACACACAACAAGGAUGGACCUUGACUAAUCUUCUGCCGGGACUUCUAGUUAAAGCGACAGUCAAACAAGUGACCAAACACGGGCUGCUCAUGGACUUUCUGUCCUCCUUCAGUGGUCAGGUGGACUUCCUUCACAUGGAGUGGGAGAAGGCUUCCAGUUACCGUGAGGGUAGCAAGGUCCUGGCCCGUGUACUAUACAUAGAACCGUCCACCCGCUUGGUAGGACUGAGCCUGCGUGACUGGCUGGUCAAACCUGAGACCAGAAUUAAUACCAUUCCUGCCUGCGGCGACCGUGUUGGUGAGGUGGUGGGGGAUUGCAGGAUGAGCUCUAUGCACCACAUGUCUGGUGCUAUGUUGGAGCUGCCUGAUAAAACCCCAGCAUUUGUGCAUAGGAACAACCUGAAGGAACCUAAGAACCCAUCUAAUGAAAACAAAAUACUAGCCUUCCCAAAACACACUUGCAGGAUAACUGACUACAGCCCCAUGGACCAAAUUCAUUUUGCUACAUUGCGCAAGACUGUGAUUGAGAAACCCUUCUUUCAAUACAAAGAUCUUCAUGCUGGUCAGAUUGUAGAGGGGACAGUGUCUCUCCUGUUGAAUAACGGCAUGAUGGUGCAUUUAACUAGCCACAUUCGAGGGAUGGUGCCUCGGAUUCACUUAUCCGACAUCGUCUUAAACAACCCGGAGAAAAAGUAUGCAGCAGGCAUGAAAGUCAAAUGUCGGGUGCUGUCAGUAGAUGUAGAGAACAAAAAACUGUACUUGACUCGAAAGAAGGCCCUUCUAGAAAGCUCCCUGCCCUUGUUCCUUAGCUACAAUGAUGCCCGUCGUGGACGAGUGUCACACGGUCACAUUGUCAGUGUCAAAAACUUUGGCUGCAUCGUUCGAUUCUACAACAAUGUUAAGGGCCUGGUGCCAGUCAACGAACUCAGCUCUGAAGUCAUCCUUAACCCCGAGGAAGUCUUCUAUGUUGGUCAGGUGUUGAGGACAAAGGUUCUGCAAUGUGAUCCAGAGAAGGAAAAGAUGCUUCUGUCUUUUAAGGCUGUGGUGGAGGGAGAUUCUGAAGAAAAAGCAAAGACCCAGUUUGUCUGUGAGGUGGGAAAGAGGCUGGAGGCCAAGGUGCUUAAGAAGUCAAUCAAUGGUCUGGAAGUUUCCAUUCUUCCUGAUGAAGUUCAUGCCCUCCUACCCACCAUGCACCUCUCGGAUCUUGCGUCCAACUGCCCUCUGCUGUGGGAGGCCCUGCAGGAGGGAGACACCAUUUCAAACCUCACCUGGGUUUUUCAGAAUAGGAAAAUCAUUACUGUCACCAAGAAGCCAACAGUGAUCUGGUCACUGGAGGAAGGACUGUCUGCAAAAGAUUUCUCAGAGGUCAAAGUUGGAAUGCAGAUGAUUGGCUGGGUCAAGAGCAUCAUGGCCUAUGGCAUCUUUGUCGAGUUCCCAUUUGGGCUUGUUGGUCUUGCACCGAAGUCUGCCAUAUCUGAUAAGUUCAUUCCUGAUACAACAACCAUCUUCCAGUUGGGCCAGACAGUGAUUGCUAAGGUCACUAAUUUGGAUGAGGAGAAGAAGCGAUUCCUGGUCACACUGAAAACGUCUGAGGUCACUCUGCCAGAGGAAUCUGCUCAGACGGCACUGAUUCAUGCUGUGCAAGAGAGACGAGCUGUGACCGAAAUGAUUGCCAUGAAAGACACCAGAGAUCUCUACCAGCAGCUAGCUGCUCUGUCUGUUGGCCAGAGGCUGAAAUUGGUUGUGGACACUGUGAAGAAUGGCGAGUCCACUAACUUCAAGUCUGAUGAAUUGGCUGGUGCCACCAUACAGGCAACUAAAUACCAUGUGAUUGGGUUUCAGUUGACCCCAGGACAAAAGGUUAUUGCAGUUGUCCUUUAUGUUGACAUCCAGUCUACUACUGUCCAUGUGUCCCUCCUUUCCAAAUUGGUUACCAAAAAGAAAAUGCUGACAGAAGAGAGCAAGUACUCUGCAAUUUUGCAGCACAUCGAUAAAGACCUAGCCAUCAUCUCAGUGGAGGACACUGCUCAGCUGACAAUUAUCCAAACACGAAACCACCUCAACGAGAUCAUCGUAUCCGAAUCGAGCAAACUGAGGGCAGGGAUGCAUUUGGCAAUUGAGGUUGUUGAACCCAGCUGUGAGCAACUGCAAGGGCUUCCUCUAGUGUCAUGGAAGCGUACUGUACCCAAACAACUGCGCCCCAAUUCAGAAAACCAGACGGAUUCUGACACUGGUUACCAGUUUGGAGAAAUUGUGCAAGGUAAAGUUCGGACAGUGAAGCCUACUAUCAUUCAGGUCACACUUGAGGAUGGAAGCACAGGCUGUGUGCAUGUGUCUGAGGUAAUGGAGGCUACAGAAGUGUCACCAGGAUCCUUCCCCACGUCUUCAGUUAAAGUGGGCAGCGUGGUCACCUGCAGGGUUAUUGGAGGACGGGAAGCCACCAGUAACAAAGUCUUACCUAUUUCCCGCCCAGGAUACACAUACACUUUCCCUGAGCUUACACUAAUACCCAGCAAACUGGAAGGAAAAUUGGAGGUCAGGUCCGUUGCUGUAAAGAAACUGAACUCUUACAAGGUUGGAGAGGAAAUUAUCGGCUUUGUUUCAAAGUAUCAUCCUGAGAGGAAGAGUUUGGAGGUCACCACGGCUCUUUCUCUCUCAGGGACGGUGGAACUGCUAGCCAUGAUUACGGAUAUGAAAGAUUCCAACCAUCCUGAAAAGUUGUACAAACUUGGCCAGACUGUCAAAGCUAAAGUGGUUGGAAUGAGUCUCAAGCCUCAGCGACUGUUACUGUCACUUACAGGUGUUCAUGAAUUGGAGGUAGACCGCAUCACUUUGGGAGUGGUGACAGGCACACUACCAAACCUCGGCCUUAUGGAGCUUCCAUUCGGUUGUGUGGGAACUGUGGCCGUCACUGACCUUGCUGACGCAUACAAGCCCAACCCGUUGGCCGGAUUCAGCAAGGAUCAGCUGGUCAGGUGCUAUCUCAUAGGCAGUGAAAAUGGCAAGUGGCAGUUAUCUCUACGACCAUCAAGAUUGAACCCACAGCAGGCUAAACCACCAAAAGACCCAGAAGUUUUGUCCUUAGACAAUCUGCAAGAAGGCCAGUUAAUCAGAGGUUAUGUCAAAUCUGUCAGUGAGCAAGGGGUCUUUAUAAGGUUGUCAAGCAGCAUCACUGGAAGAGCCCAGCUUCAGGAGUCCACCAAGUACUUUGUUAACAACCACAGUGUCCUCUGUAACCAUCUUCCCCCCGGCACCCUGCUGACCACAAAAAUCAUCAGAAUCGACAGAAAAGAGAAGUUAGUUGACCUGUCCCUGCUCGCUGUCGACACUGGGAAACCAGACGUCCUUCCAGAAUCCCUCCAUCUGCCACUACGUCUCUUGGGAGAAGAGAAAAAGAAGUACAACCUUGAUAAGAAAAAAAAGCGCUCACUGUCUGAGAGUGAAAAGAAACAAAACGAGUUGAAGGCCCCAAAGAAGAAAAAGAAGAAAACAGACCUUCAAGAUGGUGACAGUGGGGUUGAGGUAUAUUUCAGAGAGGAAGAAGACGAGGAAGACCAAUGCACCAAAUCUGUUGCUGUAAACGCUUCUAGUUCAAGUCUUUCCAGAUUGCACGUUACUGCUGGAUUCUCCUGGGAUCUUGGCUUGAGCUCACUGAAGCCCGCUCGAGCAAGCAGUCAUGCAGACUCGAGUGAUGGAGAGGACCAAGAUGAAAGCAGCAAGUCUCAGAAGAAGUCUCGGCAUGAGGUUGCGCAGCAAAAAAAGGCGGCGGAAAAAGCCUUGAUGCAGCGUGAGAUGGAGUUGAUGGACCCUCAGCUCAGGCCGCAGGAUGCAGCAGCAUUUGAACGCCUCCUCUUGGCCUCUCCCAACAGUUCGCUGCUCUGGCUUCAGUACAUGGCUCACCACUUGCAGGCAACCCAGAUUGAUCAGGCCCGUGCCGUGGCAGAAAGGGCUCUUAAAACCAUUUCUUUCAGAGAGGAGCAGGAGAAGCUGAAUGUGUGGGUGGCCCGCCUAAACCUGGAGAAUAUGUACGGGACUCAGGAGAGCCUUAAGAAAGUCUUUGAGGGAGCCCUCCAAUUUUGUGAGCCUAUGCCCGUCUAUCAGCAGCUGGCUGACAUUUACUCCAAAUCUGACAAGAUAAAGGAAGCAGAGAACCUGUAUAAGUCGAUGGUAAAGCGUUUCCGUCAAAACAAAGCAGCCUGGCUGAACUAUGGUACCUUCCUGCUACAGCAGGGCCAGAGUGACGCUGCCAGUGUUCUCCUGCAAAGGGCCCUUAAAAGUCUACCAUCCAAAGAAAGUGUGGAUGUGAUCGCAAAGUUUGCCCAACUGGAGUUUCGUUACGGAAGCACAGAAAAAGCUUACACAAUGUUUGACAAAAUCCUGACAAGCUACCCAAAACGCACAGACCUCUGGUCCGUUUUCAUCGACCUGAUGGUCAAACAUGGAUCACAGAAGGAAGUCCGGGCCAUCUUUGAUCGUGUGAUCCACCUGAGUGUGUCCGUGAAGAAAAUCAAGUUCUUCUUCAAGCGCUACCUGGAGUACGAGAAGAAGCACGGAACACCGCAAAGCAUCCAGGCUGUCAAAGAAAAGGCUGUGGAGUUUGUGGAAGGCAAAGGCAGUGAAGCUGCCAGCUAGAGACCAAACACAUCCUUGCAUGUGUUUACUGUGGACUUUCUGUACUUUCUGCAUCUACGUAAUACGAGCGUAUUUGCUAUUAUAAGUUUGCUAUUUUUACUCAAGUGGGUGCUCGAAGAACUUGAAGACUCAAAUCAACCUUUGUAAAAUGUGUGUAUUCAUCUGUCAAUCUGAUCAUGGUCAACCAAAGUUAAGAAUUUAAUAUAGACUCUCGAAAUGAAUUUUACUUCUGUUGAGAGUAAUUAAUUGUAGCUGUUUGUAGCGCAUUGCCAUUACUCAAUAAAUUUACUAUCAUUACAAUACA